AUGUGCUUACCACUGCUUCGCCCUUGUGCCCCCCCUCCCCUAUACCCCCCUUCUUUCCCCUCUUGCCACCCUUUCCCCUCCCUCCCCCUCCUCUCUUCUCAUCCCCCCUCUCCCCCACCUUUCCCAUCUCUUCCCAUUCCCCCUUUCUUUCCCCUCUCUCCCCCUCUCUUUCCCUUCUAUCUCCCCUCUCCUUCCCUCUCUCUCCCACUCCCCUCGCGGCACCCUCCUGCCAGGCACACGGCCACCAUGCGAACAUGUCACAGCUGGCGAGGCGGACGUGGUGCCACCAUAUGGCCAGCCACCAUAUGGCCAGCCACCAUAUGUGCGCCCUCCCGCCAGGCAUAUGACCAGCAUGUGAGCAUGAUAGCAGGCAAGGCAGAGGAGGCGUACGACCAGCAUCUGAACAUGAUUCUGGGGGAGGCGGAGGAGGUGGUGACCACCGUGGAGAUAGACGACGAGACCUACGAGGAGAUUGUCAAGGUGGGGGGGAGGGGGGGGUGGAGGAAGGGGGGGGUGGGGGGGUUGGAGGAAGGGGGGGGUGGGGGGGUUGGAGGAAGGGGGAUUCUUUCGAAGCUCCUCAGAGGAGACGAUUUCGCUUUUGAGAAUUCUUACAAGUGA
Closterium sp. NIES-65 is the source of this 618-nucleotide messenger RNA. NCBI's taxonomy places the organism in Eukaryota, Viridiplantae, Streptophyta, Zygnematophyceae, Desmidiales, Closteriaceae. The record is from the annotation of a GenBank genome assembly.